This is a messenger RNA of Haemorhous mexicanus (house finch), 3201 nucleotides long. RefSeq names its product FA complementation group B (gene FANCB). Lineage: Eukaryota; Metazoa; Chordata; Aves; Passeriformes; Fringillidae. Gene Ontology annotation, biological process: replication-born double-strand break repair via sister chromatid exchange; positive regulation of double-strand break repair via homologous recombination; interstrand cross-link repair. Gene Ontology annotation, cellular component: Fanconi anaemia nuclear complex. The transcript is spliced from 9 exons. The coding region runs from base 472 to 3057 and encodes 861 amino acids. The record is from RefSeq and is a predicted model, not a curated record.
CGCGCUCCCGUCAUGCUCCCCGCGGCGGGAGCUUCGCAGUGGCCCCGCCGGCCGGGAAUCGCAGCACUGCCUCAAGGGGCCGCGCCGGCCGGGAACCGCGGCACUGCCCGUACGGCUGGGAACUUUGGCACGGCUUCAAGGGGCCCCGCCGGCCGGGAACCGCGGCACUGCUCCGGUGGGAACGGCCCGGCCCGGCCCGGCCCUGCCCGAAGAGGCCCCGCCGGGCACCGCGUCACGGCUUUGCCGGCGCGGAGCCCGCGGUCGCUGCCCUUGCCUGUACCCGGUCUCUGUGCGGGAGCGGGCGGUAUCGCGGCCUGAGCUGGGCGAGGGGCGUCGCUGCGGGUCCUGCAAGUUGAAUGAAGCUUGAUGGAAAAUGUCCAGAAAGGUUAAAAUUUCCACAAAGAAAUAAGCCUGACAGAAAUAGGGACACAUGAUUUUCUUGUAGAGGAAUAUACAUAAAGGUAAAUCAAGAUGCUUCUGGGUGAGCAAGAUCAAUUCUUGUCCUACAAUGGUGAAGUCCUUGUGUUUCAGUUGUCAAAUCCAAAGCAUGCAGAGGAAGCUGAUGAUAAAACAGUGAAUUUAUGUGUCAGAAGAAUGGUGUUCAACAGAGACACUAAGCUGUUUGUUCAGAAGUCUUCUGGAGCAUUCAGCAUGCGAGCCAGUCACUCAAAAAUUGAAAUGGUUUGUUGUAGCUGCACAACAGAUUCCAGAACAGGGAUUAUUCUUCCCUGCAUUUUGAUGAAGAACCAAAAGCAGAACAGUAUCAAAUACUUUUUAUUGUUGCUUCACCGUUCGAACCAGUUUGAGCCAUCCUUUUAUUUCAAAUUGGAUUAUGAGCUGAAAGAAGACAUCAGGUUGUUUGCUGGCCCAUCAUUGUUGUGGAGACAUGCCAACAAGCUGUUCUACAUCUCUUCCAACACCUGCGUGGUUCAAAGUGCUCCAGUUCAUCUUUCUUGUGUGGUGUGGACAGGUGAAAUUGUGGGUGAAGGCACGGUUGUCUUAGGGAUAAGAACUGCUUGCCUGCCAGAGACCAAAGACCCAGAUGGGUUUUCUGUUUCAGACAGAGCCAUCUGGGGCAGUGAGUUCUUUGGAUAUGCAAUUCAAUCACAGAAGUUUCUGAGUGGCACCUGCUUCAUGCCUCAUGCCUACAGCAGAGUGGUGUCUUCAGUCUACGUCUGCAGGAGUGAGAGGUUGAGGAAACAGCACCGAAUAUCACUUGUUGCCAUAACCCACAAGAGCCAGCUCAUUUGGUUCCAAAAUGGUGCCCCUAAAGGUGUUUGUGAGCUUCCUUACGAAAAGCCAUGUUCGGUAAAACCGGCUCUAACCAGCAGCAGUGAUUUGCUAUUUGCUGUGUCUUUUGCCUCUGGAAAUAGCUGUGUUGUACAGAGGAGAGACAGCUUACAGGUGGCUUCCAAAUGGCAAAAAGUGAAGUGUGUUCUGGUGGAUGAUUUUAUUGGCUCUGGAAGUGAGCAGCUGUUACUGCUUUUUAAGGAUGACUCCAAUACAGACGUGUUAAAUACAUUCAAAAUAACAGAUCUUGGGGAGGUCAACUAUGCAGGUGGUAUCAAUUAUAAACAUGAUGUUCCUGCUGCAGAAGGAUUGCAAGAGAAUGGUUUGCUUACUGUCCGAGCCCUUGAAACAAGAUUACAGGCUGGUUGGACUUCUGUUCGAGAGCUGCAGCAGCAUUUAAGACUCCAAAAGAGGGUUAUUCUUGAGUCUUGCAGAGCAUUAAUAGAUCUUGUUGAAGGAAGAACCCAUAUUCUACCAAACUCAAAAGAGGAAGGCCUUGUCUCUCUCUGGGAUGAUGUAGAAAAUCCUCCUGACUCUCUUAGUAAAGAGACAUCAUCGGCAUCUGAAGUCCCAGAGCACUUCACAGAGGAAUUGUGGCAGCGUGUUGUGGGUGACAGCCUGGUAGUUGGAGUAAAGCUAACUGAGUCAUUUUAUUUGUCACUGAGUGAUGUCAGUUUAUCCCUAGUGAUGGAUCAAGACUUCUCUUCAAUUUCUCCGAUUAUCAAGUGUCAAAGUAAAAUCAUUAAGCUGAACAAAGCCUUCUCAGCAUUGGCAGUCUCCUCAAGUCAAAUUGAACCUCCUCCAAAAAAGAUGAAAUUGGAUUUGCAUAGCAAGAAUGAUCUGAGAAAAGAAUUUCCUAAAAGAUCUUCAAGGAUUCAGCUGGAUGGAGCAAAGACAGUCACUGCUGUCACCAGCCUUCCACCACUACUGGCAUUUCAUCGUGUGUGCUGUGUAGUUCUUCUGCAUGCCAGGAAGCAAAACCAUCAGAAUGAUGGUUUACAGCAGAGCAAAAAGAUUACUGUACUCUGUGGGAAAAUUUUGUUAAGUCUGGAAGAUAUUUCAAGUGGCAGAUAUUCAAUAAAGAUGCUGAGGGAUAAUAGUUACUGUACAGGUUCCAUGGAAGAUAUACUUGCUGUCCUUGCAGUGUCUGUCAGAUUCUCCUUUCAGAUUGUGUCUUGUGACUGCACAUUGACUCCAGUCAGUUCAUGGUUACUGGGAGAAAUGGAGUGCACACCAUUUAAGGAAUGCCAGGACAGCAUAUUCUGUCAUAAAGCAGGAAAUAUCCAUGGUACAGUUUUUAAUUGGGCCCAAAAAAAUCCAUUUGAAGGAGCUCUAACAAUAUUUUGCAGAAAUCUGACUGUCUUGUUCCAGUGCCUUCACAGCCUCACUAGAGUUCUCCCUCCAGGCUGCAGUGUAAAACUCCUGAGAGGAAGCAAAGCAGCACUUAAUGAACAGUUAGCACUGGCUCUGGAAAAGGAAAUGCUCACCUUGAAGAAGUCUCUUUUCUUAAAAGAAACUAAAGCUGGAAACAGCUUGACAUGGGGGAAUGAGUCUGGCAAGAAAAUCAGCAAAGCUCCUCUGACUUCUUUACUGGACACUGAGGAAGGAGUCCAGCAAUUCAGAAAGAAGCUUCAGAAAGAGCGGGAAGAGAGUGUGCAGAGUUUGAACCAAACACUGAACGGUGCCCUGUACCAGAAAACUGCUUUGAAAAUAGCAGAAGCUCAGCUCAGUUCAGAUAUGAUUGUGUGGAGACUGGCCAAGUCCUAGAAACUAUUGACUAAAUUUAUUUUGAAAAAAAUUUUAUUAAAGUGAUACCAUUAAAUAUUUAUAUUUUCAUGGGUACUUAUACUACUUUGUAUUCUAUAGCAUUUCUGUGUUGUUUCUACAGAUAAAUACUGGUAAUUUAAUUGA